Prosopis cineraria is the source of this 841-nucleotide messenger RNA. RefSeq lists its product as uncharacterized. The record is from RefSeq and is a predicted model, not a curated record. Lineage: Eukaryota; Viridiplantae; Streptophyta; Magnoliopsida; Fabales; Fabaceae. The transcript has a single exon. Gene Ontology annotation, cellular component: oligosaccharyltransferase complex. The coding region runs from base 112 to 648 and encodes 178 amino acids.
UAAGGACUAAAAACUCGGAGAAGAGUCGUUCACUCGCAGUGGGGGCACGGGAAGCAAGUGCCAUCUUCCACGUUGAUUUCCUUCGAUUCUUCACUGACGCGACCCGCGAAGAUGCCGCCCAAACCCGAAACUCAAGCUCUUCACGGCUCUUCUUCCUCCACCGUCGCCGAUUCGCCGUCCUCCACCACCAUGGAUCCACUCUUUCACAUUGUCCGGAUCCUUCCCUUUAGCUUCCUCCGCCCGCCUCGCCUCCGCCUCAAGCUCCCAUCUUUCACCCUCCCAUCUCCCAUGACUGUCUUCGCCCUAGUCCUCCUUACCUACUUCAUGGUUGUCUCCGGCAUCGUCUACGACGUCAUCGUCGAGCCCCCUGGCAUCGGGUCCACCCAGGAUCCUUACACUGGCGCCGUGCGGCCCGUUGUUUUCAUGCCCGGACGCGUCAACGGCCAGUACAUCAUCGAAGGACUAUCCUCUGGCUUCAUGGUCGUGCUCGGUGGGAUCGGAAUUGUCCUAUUGGAUCUCUCUUUGGAUCGCAACCGUGCGAAAAGUGUCAAGGUUUCUUACGCCUCCGCCGGCGUCUUCUCUGUCCUGCUUGCUUAUGUGAUGAGUAUGCUUUUCAUUCGUAUCAAGAUCCCGGGCUAUCUUAGAUGAAUUUUGCUCAAUUUCAUGUUAGAGAACUGGGUUUAAGUUAUGCGUCUUCAAUUGCAAACAUUGUUAGAUUUAAUUAUGCCAGUGCCCAUACUUCCCUUUUGCAUUCUGUAGUUUGUUGUACUCUUUGGAUUACGUAAGUCCCGAUGGUAAUUCGACUUGAUUUGAUAUCUAUAGCCUAAGUACCUAUUAUAUA